Messenger RNA from Eublepharis macularius, 1553 nucleotides. RefSeq lists its product as uncharacterized. NCBI's taxonomy places the organism in Eukaryota, Metazoa, Chordata, Lepidosauria, Squamata, Eublepharidae. The record is from RefSeq and is a predicted model, not a curated record. The transcript has 7 exons. Bases 77 to 1066 code for a protein of 329 amino acids.
AAAAACGUGUUUCUUCCAGGGGCAGUGUCAUUUGCUGUAAAAUGAAUAGCGAGGAACCACAAGGAAGCAAGGGAAUAUGGAGCUUUGUCUGCUUGGCUUGCUGAUGGACUUAUUUGCCCUCAAGAAAGGGCAUGCUGUUCACCAAGAGAGGAUAAUUCGUGCUUCUGGAGAACAGAUCUUGCUUCCCUGUGGGAAAGACAGCCCGCAUACACGUUGGUUUUGGUUCCCUCUGACACCUAGAUGUGCCAAUAUCAUUGGGGAGAGUGUGGAAAUAACCUGGAGCCCUACCAAAUCCUAUGUGACUCCUACUCGGUUCAACCAGCGCCUAGUGUACCAGUCUCCAGGCUCGCUGCUCCUCAGAAAUCUGGUCAUGAGUGAUGAGGGCACCUAUGUCUGUCGUCUCCCCAAUGGCUCAGAAACUCACACCAUUCUGGAGGUGACAACAGGAUGCCACAAUCAUCUCACCGUUUCUUCACAAUGGCUCAAUGAGUCCUCUUUGCGACUCAGCUGCCAUCACUGCCGGUCAGUGAACACGGCACGUGGCUUUUAUUGGACGCUGAACUCGGAGCGACUGGGCAGGCGAAGCUGGGCUCAGAAGAGUCAUUCUGGCUCUUACAUUACUUUGAAUCCCAUCCGACCGGUCAUUUGGGGACGCUGGGAGUGUCGUUCCACUGUCAACUCCUCUUGGGUCUCUGAAAUUUGCUUGAAGCAACAAACAAGAGAAGAUGCAGCAGCUGCACCUGGAGGGCAUGAUGUGAGAGAGGUUGAAGUUUGGAUAUGGACCUUAUUCUUGGCUGGGCUGGCUCUGGUACCGGUUAUUGGGAUAGUUCUGUGCUUCUGCAAGAGCACAGGCAGGAAAAACAAAGAAAGAAAGGAGGAAACAGAUCAUGCUUCCCUGAGAAAUCCAGCUGGAAUUCUCCUGCGACAGAAUGAGGAGCUAUCCGAAAGGGAGAGUUUGGAGGAGACAUCUGCCUCCCUUCAUUAUGCUCAACUGCAACAUCCUUCAAGGAAAUCCCCCUCUAUUCUGACUACAGACAGCACUACUGUUUACGCAGCAAUUGUCUGAUGCUGAUUCCAUCUCUGCAUGAAGAUCCAGCUGUCCUCCCUCGCCUCACCAAUGACAUUUUUCUGCUGCUGCUUGCCUCAGCUCCCUCUGGGCCCCUGUAGUUGACCUGUCCCUUUUUCUCCUUCAAAGGUACCUUUUCAACCACCCAAAACAGCAGAGCGUCCUGCUUUCUCCUCUCUCCUGCCUCUUUUGACUGCCUUCCUUGGAGCCUCCCCCUCGGACCACAUCCUGAAGCACAACAAUGCCUCAGCAUAUUUUGACUGCAUUUGUUCAUAUCUGUCUCUCCCAUUAUUCUUCCUGUCCCUCUCCCCGGCCCCUUUAUGUCAUAACUAGACAUGUAUUUACUAAGGAGAAUGUAGAAAUAAUAAUACAUUCAAAGUGCCUGUAAUUAGGGUUUUGUUAUUUCUUACUAUUUAUGUUUUUAUUAUGAUAGUAUUUUAAUUAUGCAUAUAAUGGGGGAUUGUUCCAUUAAAUCAUACUUCAUAGA